UUGUUUAACUAUAUUUUAUGCCUUUUUCUCCCCCCACGAAGACUUGGUAACAGUUGAGUACCAUUGCCGUACCAUAAUCUGUCAGAAAAAACAAACAAAACAAAACAAUAUUCAAAUAAAAAACCCAACCCCUCCACGCCCAUAGGAUUCACCCAAUUUCUCAUUCUCCUUCCACUUCUUAUGGCCACCGAAACAGAUCCCACGAAGCACUCCAACGGAAGCCUUUGUGGCAGAGGACACUGGAGGCCCGCCGAGGACACCAAGCUUAAGGAACUCGUCGCCCUUCAUGGCCCUCACAACUGGAACCUCAUAGCCCACAAACUCCAAGGCAGAUCUGGGAAGAGUUGCAGAUUGAGAUGGCUAAACCAGCUGGACCCCAGGAUUAACCGAACGGCCUUCACGGAACAGGAAGAGGAGAGGUUAAUGCAGGCACAUGGAAUUUACGGCAACAAAUGGGCUAUGAUUUCUAGGCUUUUUCCUGGAAGAACUGACAACGGUGUGAAGAAUCACUGGCAUGUUAUAAUGGCUAGAAAGUGUAGACAACAACACAUCGCUUCUUACACGAGGAGGAACCGAUUCUCUCAACCGCCACCGCCGCCUCCGCCGCCACCGCCGCCUCCGCCGCCGCCGCCGCCCUCCUCCGGUGGUGGUUUGGAAGGGGGUGAACCGGCGUUCAUCGACUUUCUUGGAGUAGGAGGCAGAUGA
Cucurbita moschata (crookneck pumpkin) is the source of this 705-nucleotide messenger RNA. Its product is annotated as transcription factor CSA-like. The transcript has 2 exons. Lineage: Eukaryota; Viridiplantae; Streptophyta; Magnoliopsida; Cucurbitales; Cucurbitaceae. Gene Ontology annotation, cellular component: nucleus. Gene Ontology annotation, molecular function: DNA-binding transcription factor activity, RNA polymerase II-specific; RNA polymerase II cis-regulatory region sequence-specific DNA binding. The record is from RefSeq and is a predicted model, not a curated record. Gene Ontology annotation, biological process: regulation of DNA-templated transcription. The coding region runs from base 181 to 705 and encodes 174 amino acids.